This is a messenger RNA of Populus euphratica (Euphrates poplar), 501 nucleotides long. RefSeq names its product auxin-induced protein X15-like. Bases 56 to 352 code for a protein of 98 amino acids. The record is from RefSeq and is a predicted model, not a curated record. Gene Ontology annotation, biological process: response to auxin. The transcript has a single exon. Lineage: Eukaryota; Viridiplantae; Streptophyta; Magnoliopsida; Malpighiales; Salicaceae.
ACAACUAAAGAAAAAAUUCUCAAAUCAUCCUUUUCAAGCUCAAAAUCAAAUUAAAAUGGGCAUUCGUCUACCAUCCAUGAUUCACAAUGUCAAGCAUAUAAUCAAAGGCAAAUCUCUUCACUGUAGAAAUCAGCCAGAUGUACCGAAAGGACAUGUGGCUAUAUAUGUUGGAGAAAUGCAAAGGAAGAGGUUUGUGGUACCAAUAUCAUACUUGAGCCAUCCUUCAUUUCAAGACUUGCUUAAUCGAGCCGAGGAAGAGUUUGGCUUCAAUCCUCCAAUGGGUUGUCUUACGAUUCCUUGCAGAGAAGAAGCCUUCAUUAAUCUUGCCUCUAGAUUGCAUGCCUCGUCAUGAAUUAAAAAACGAAGAAGAGAGCAUUAAUCUUUUACAAUUUUGUCUUUGCUUAUCUUCUGUAUUUAUUUUUCUAGUAGAAUAGUUGUAUUGAUUUAUGCAUAUAUAGAAGUAUUUAGUCUAUGCAUAAAUGAAAAUUAAGUUCCUAGUUA